GCCCAAAGCCUCCCCGCCCCCUCCACGGCUAACUCGGCUCCGGGACAAAGGACUUUGUGUGUCGCCGCUUUAUCUCCGUUCCCUGUGAUAACUUGGUCUUUCUUGGAAGCCCAAGUCCCUUCCAGGUCAGGGGACUUUCCCGACUUGGAGGUUGGGUUUUCCCACCAAGCACGUCCACUUAGGUUCUCAGCUCUGGGACUGACCCUAUAGCCCCGAGGGUCGCGGCCUGAAUGGUCUAUUAAGAACGGUUCCAGGGAGCUGGGUUUUGGCUGCGUGGCCUUUCAGAGCCUUGGUUUCCUCAAGAUAAUAAUAAUAGUACCUCUCGCCUCAUCGCACAGAAUUGUGCAUAACGGAGAAAACUGUUUUGAAAGUAACCAAAGGCGUGCCUGACAAAUAUGAGGAUGUAGUAUAAUUAUUGAAUCGUGGACUGCCAAGCGGACACGUUGAUUCCUUUCUCCCCGAAGGGGUUAAAUGUCCUUCCAGCGCUGCUGCUGUCCUUUCACUCCCGCUCUUUUCCGCCCCCCAACAAUCGCGUGGUCGGCCUGGAAAGGCGAACUAUAGUUCCCAGGGUGCCUCGCGAGGCCACAAGGAACUACGAUUCCCAGAGCCCCCCGCGGUGGGGCGGGGUUGAGUCGGAACCACAAUAGCCAGGCGAAGAAACUACAACUCCCAGGGCGUCCCGGAGCAGGCCAACGGGACUACGGGAAGCAGCGGGCAGCGGCCCGCGGGAGGCACCUCGGAGAUCUGGGUGCAAAAGCCCAGGGUUAGGAACCGUAGGCAUGCUGCGCCCCAAGGCUUUGACCCAGGUGCUAAGCCAAGCCAACACUGGAGGCGUCCAGAGCACCCUGCUGCUGAAUAACGAGGGAUCACUGCUGGCCUACUCUGGUUACGGGGACACUGACGCCCGGGUCACCGCUGCCAUAGCCAGUAACAUCUGGGCCGCCUACGACCGGAACGGGAACCAAGCGUUUAAUGAAGACAAUCUCAAAUUCAUCCUCAUGGACUGCAUGGAGGGCCGUGUAGCCAUCACCCGAGUGGCCAACCUUCUGCUGUGUAUGUAUGCCAAGGAGACCGUGGGCUUUGGAAUGCUCAAGGCCAAGGCCCAGGCUUUGGUGCAGUACCUGGAGGAGCCCCUCACCCAAGUGGCGGCAUCUUAACGGCAUUGGUGGAAGCUGGGGUCAGAAAAGAGAAAUGACCAUUUGGAGGGGCGGGGCCUCCUAGAAGAACCUUCUUAGACAAUGGGGGGAGGAUGGGACUUUGUUUUUUCCAAGAAUAAACUUCAACUCCUGUCA
Molecule: messenger RNA, 1292 nt
Organism: Pan troglodytes (chimpanzee)
Lineage: Eukaryota; Metazoa; Chordata; Mammalia; Primates; Hominidae
Gene: LAMTOR2
Product: late endosomal/lysosomal adaptor, MAPK and MTOR activator 2
Exons: 4
Coding region: 780-1157 (125 amino acids)
Biological process (GO): positive regulation of TOR signaling
Molecular function (GO): guanyl-nucleotide exchange factor activity; molecular adaptor activity
Source: RefSeq, a predicted model, not a curated record